AUGGACUACUUCAUGCCCAGGGAUGGUCGUCGCACUCUCAGUCGAGCUCUUCGAGGGCAUGAAUCUGUGGAGGCAGCACAAAAUGACCUCGUGCGCCUUCUUUGCUACUUGAGGAUGGCUCCUUUCGGGUGUGACAGUGACGUGCUACCCAACCCUCUACACACCCGCAAGCUGUCGCUGGGUCGCCCGACAAAGUGGCAGAACAUCUUUCGGCAUGAGGUGGCCAAGGCAGAUGCCAUGGAAAAGCUCCCUGGACAACGGAAGUCCAGGCAAAGCGCCUGGGUCGAAAUAACAGAAAAGGCCAGACACAAAGCAGCUCCAUCAUUGCCGACGAAUUUGGCCAUUUCCAGCGGGGACCUUGUCGCAGUGCACCAUCAAGGAGACUGGAAAGUGGCUGCUGUGCUGACGCUGUGGCGCUUUUUCAAGAAGGGCAACGGCGCACAGCAGGUGACACAAGAGAUCCCUCGGGGCAGCUUGCAUUCUGCACGGGUUGUGAUCAUGGACCUGGACCCUGAGAACAAAGAAGUCUACAGCUGCAACUCCACCUCGACUUGCGUGGUUGUACCAUGCGACAAUAUCGGGUUGAGAUUGGAUACGGCUGAGAUGAAGAAAAAGGUGAACAUUCAAGGAUUAAAGAUUCUUCUCCCAGAGGAUGCCCAAAGAGCUUUGAACUACCUGAAGGUGGAGUUCAAAAAAGCUGGUUGCAAAGAGAAAAAGGUGGUUGCAAAAGGGCGCCCUUCCAGAUAUAUCAAACCGAGCAUCGACAAUUUUAGGCGCUCAAAGAAAGGAUCUGCCUUGAUCAGGCAAGAAGUCAAGCGGUUGUUGGUUGACCAGGCAAAGGCCUUUGUCAAGAAACCAAUGCUUGAUCCAAACGAGGAGUUCGUUCGCUACAGUGAGCACGGCAAGGCCACUCAGAUCAAGUUGACGGCUUUGCUUGAAAAAGCACCGAUGUUUUUCUCCAUCUACUUCACGAACAUCAGAAAGAAGAUCGAUUUUGGACACCGUGUCCACAAGUGGCUGGUGGAAGUGUCGACUGCUCUGAAGGACGGAUCGACGAUCCCAUUGAACGGCUUAGUAGCACAGAUUGCAUCUGUGAAAUGUGUAUCCAACCCGCUGGAAGAAGCUGCAGAAGAUCAGACUGAAGAGUCUGAUGGCAAUGGAUCCGAUUGA
This is a messenger RNA of Cladocopium goreaui, 1170 nucleotides long. The record is from the annotation of a GenBank genome assembly. NCBI's taxonomy places the organism in Eukaryota, Dinophyceae, Suessiales, Symbiodiniaceae.